AUGGCGACUCGCACGCAGCCGCCAUGGAAGGAGCCGACUUCUUCUGUUCCGCCAAAGUUCAAGGUGUACAAUUCACUCACCAGGACUAAGAAUCCCUUCAUCCCGCUUGACCCUGAAGGAAAGGUGGUCACGUGGUACUCCUGCGGACCUACAGUAUACGACGACGCACACCUCGGACAUGCGAGAAAUUAUGUAACAAUAGACAUUCUCAGACGCAUCGUACGCGACUAUUUUGAGUACAAAAUAAAGUUUGUGCAGAAUGUCACCGAUGUGGACGACAAGAUCAUUCUCAGAGGCCGGCAACAGCAUCUCCUUGCGGGUUUCAAGCAGAAAAAUCCGGAGGUGACAAAAGAGGUAGUAGAGGUUGCCACCAAGGCAUUUGACGCAUAUGUGACCAAGAACCUGCCCCUUCUGAGCCCCAACUUACGACCAGAGGAUUUCAACAAAGAGAGCGCUGAGAAAUAUGGCGCUGUCAUCGCUGGCAAGGCGCUUGAUGGAGAGUCAUCACCAGGCGACAAUGAAGCCAAGAUUAAGAUGCACUUGAAGACCGCAGGCGCAGCAGCGACAGCAUUACUUGCCCCUACAUAUGCCGCGGAUGACUUCUAUAUGGGUAUGGAGGAUGUCCUGCUUCCAUACCUGGAUUCGCUAUACGCGUCGUCAAUAGAUGCCAACGACCACAGCGUCUUUACGAAACUCACUCAGAAAUAUGAAGCACGGUUCAACGAGGAUAUGCGGAAUCUAAAUGUCAUGGAUCCCGAUGUUGUUACAAGAGUAACAGAGUACGGGCCCCAGAUAGUGGAGUUUGUGCAAAGGAUCAUCGACAACGGCUACGCAUAUGCGACUUCGGAUGGCUCAGUCUACUUCGAUAUCCAGAGCUUCGAGAAGACAGAGGGAAACCACUACGCCCGUCUGGAACCGUGGAACCGCAGCAACCAGGCUUUGCAGGCCGAGGGAGAAGGAGCAUUGAUCAAAAAAACUUCGGAAAAGCGCAGCGAUGCUGAUUUUGCUCUUUGGAAAUCUGCAAAGGCUGGAGAGCCGGCAUGGGAUUCGCCAUGGGGUCCCGGCAGGCCUGGGUGGCAUAUCGAAUGCAGCGCUAUGGCAAGCGACGUCCUUGGAGGGCAGAUAGAUAUCCACUCUGGUGGCAUAGAUCUCUGCUUCCCUCACCAUGACAACGAACUGGCCCAGAGCGAAGCCUACUGGAAUCAGCCAGGAAAAGCCCAGUGGAUUCAGUACUUCUUACACAUGGGCCACCUGAGUAUCUCGGGGAGCAAAAUGAGCAAGAGUCUGAAGAACUUCAUCACAAUUCGCGAUGCAUUGGCCCGUGGGGACUGGACGGCACGGAGUCUGAGGAUAAUUUUCCUCCUCGGCGGGUGGCAUGACGGUGUUGAGGUAACAGAUGACCUGUCUAAGGCUGGUUCGUCCUGGGAGAGCUACGUUUCGAACUUCUUUUACAAAAUUCGGGACCUCGAAAUCCAUCCCAACACCGGCUCAAACGGGACCGAAGACGAGAAGCUUCUGCAGUCAUUCGAGGCCGCAAAGGAGAAGCUCCACAACGCACUUGCAGACUCUUUUGAUACCCCUACGGCAAUGCGCGCUAUCUCGGAUAUUAUCACAAGUUACAACUCCGCAGAUAAGUCUGGUCUUUCCGACAAAGUCUCUUUCGAAAUCGCACGUUGGGUCACACGCAUGGUUCGCAUAUUCGGUCUUGACGGCUCUGCGGAUCCUCACGACGGCGGCAUUGGAUGGGCUGGCACUGAUAUACCCGCCGAAGCAAAAGAUUUCGUCUACGCCGCCUCCCGCGAGCGAGACGAGGUCCGACACCACGCUAUUGCUGGCGAUCUAUCACCGGAACUUCUGACUUCUAUCAUUUCCAAAGACAAGCCGGCUGCACAGCAGGAGGGUGCAGCUGCUCCUUAUGCUAAGGUUUUGUCUACCUUCCAAGAGGAUCUCAAAAGCCUGGCAGAGAAGAAAGCUCCCGCGAAGGACUUCCUCGCUCUCUGCGACCGGUUACGUGACCUGGACCUAUGGGACCUGGGCAUUUACCUUGAAGACCGCGAAAACGCGCCCGCUAUGGUACGCCCCGUUGACGCCGAGUUACGCACUGCUCGUGAGCAGAAAGAGGCGCUAGCGAAGCAAAAGCGCGAAGCGCGGGAAAAGCGGGAACGCGAAGAGGCGGAGAAGAAGGCAAAGUUGGCCGAGCAAGCAAAGAUCAGUCCUCAGGAGAUGUUCAAGACUGCGGAGUUUAGCGCAUGGGAUGCUGAUGGCCUGCCUACGAAGGACAAGGACGGUGCGGAUGUGCCGAAGUCGAAGAUGAAGAAGCUCAAGAAGGAGUGGGAGAAGCAGAAGAAGUUGCAUGAGGAGCAUCUCAAGAGCGUUGGGUCGUCGGCGUAG
Molecule: messenger RNA, 2391 nt
Organism: Westerdykella ornata
Lineage: Eukaryota; Fungi; Ascomycota; Dothideomycetes; Pleosporales; Sporormiaceae
Exons: 6
Coding region: 1-2391 (796 amino acids)
Biological process (GO): cysteinyl-tRNA aminoacylation
Cellular component (GO): cytoplasm
Molecular function (GO): ATP binding; cysteine-tRNA ligase activity
Source: RefSeq, a predicted model, not a curated record